Lolium rigidum is the source of this 1596-nucleotide messenger RNA. Its product is annotated as multiple organellar RNA editing factor 8, chloroplastic/mitochondrial-like. The coding region runs from base 16 to 1260 and encodes 414 amino acids. Gene Ontology annotation, biological process: cytidine to uridine editing; mitochondrial mRNA modification. The transcript has 4 exons. Gene Ontology annotation, cellular component: mitochondrion. Lineage: Eukaryota; Viridiplantae; Streptophyta; Magnoliopsida; Poales; Poaceae. The record is from RefSeq and is a predicted model, not a curated record.
GGUUUUUACGCCCCCAUGGCGAUGGCGGCGCGCGCCGUCCUCCUCUCCCGUCUAUCGCCGCUCCAGGCCGCGGCCUCCCGCCUCCUCCUGCGCCCCCUCGCCGCCGCCGCGACCCUCCUCCCGGCGCCGGCCUCGCCCGUCCCGGCGGCGGCGCGCGGAUCUGUGCGCUGCUUCGCGACGCAGCCGGCCUCCUCGUCGCUGCGAGACAACUCGCCCAACUGGAGCAACCGCCCGCCCAAGGAGACGAUCCUCCUCGACGGAUGCGACUUCGAGCACUGGCUCGUCGUCAUGGAGCCGCCCCCAGGCGACGCCUCCAACCCCGAGAUGAUGCGCGACGAGAUCAUCGACGGCUUCAUCAAGACCCUCGCCCAGGUCGUCGGAAGUGAGCAAGAAGCCAGGAUGAAGAUAUACUCGGUGUCAACUCGUCAUUACUUUGCUUUUGGCGCUCUUGUAUCUGAAGAGCUCUCCUAUAAACUGAAAGAGUUGCCCAAAGUCCGUUGGGUUCUACCUGAUUCUUACCUGGAUGUAAGAAACAAGGACUAUGGAGGGGAACCUUUUGUUAAUGGGGAAGCUGUUCCUUAUGAUCCUAAAUAUCAUGAGGAGUGGGUCAGGAACAAUGCCCGUGCCAAUGAAAGAUCUCGGCGCAAUGAUAGGCCCCGCAACUUUGACAGGUCAAGGAACUUUGAGAGGAGAAGGGAGAACAUGCAGACCUCCCAGAACAGAGAGGCACCUCCGGGGCAGCAGGGUUUCAACGGCCCUCCACCUGGCCAUAACCCAGGCAACAUGCCUCCACCUCCACCACCACCUGGUCAGAACCAUGGCAACAAUCCUCCACCAUAUACUCAAGGUGGUCCAUCAAAUUACCAACCCCAAAUGCAGAACCCACAGGCAGGGUACACACCGGGCGGUGCACCCCAAAUGCCGAACCCACAGGCAGGGUACACACCGGGUGGUGCAGGCCACAUGCAGAACCCACAGACAGGGUACACACCAGGCGGCGCACCCCAAAUGCCGAACCAGCAGGGGGGUUACAUGCCCAGCGGUGCUCCUAACUAUCAGCAAGGCGGUCCAGCUGGCUACCAAGGUGGACCUCAGGGAGGUAACCAAUUUCACCAAGGAGGCAACAUGCCUGGCGGCCCUGGACCAGCACACCCAGGCGGCAAUCCUGGAUACCAAGGUGGAAACACGCCCCAGCGUGAUGGUUAUGGCUAUCCUGGCGGGUACAACGGCAGUGCACCAGGUAGCUAUAAUCAACAAUAAUGUCAAGGAUGAGGCAAACCAAAGUACCAAUGAGGUUGCACUGAGUCCACAAAUGAACUGAUUUCCUUGGGAAGUGUUGCCAGUAUAAUUCCCUGGAAGAUGCAAUGUGCAGUAGUAUAAAUCCAACUAUCGUUAUGGGAUAUUUUUAUUGCUUGUUCUAGUGACCUAAAUAUUCUGUGAUGCUGAAACUUUAAUGUGCUAUAUAGCUGAUGAGUUUAGUACGUCCACAUUUCAUUGUGAACCUAAGUUAUUUUCUGUUGAGACCGUUAUGGUAAGUUUAAUAGAUCCAUGAAUUGUGGUACCUAUUUCCUGUUCUGUAAUCAUGUGGACCAGUUA